Molecule: messenger RNA, 2689 nt
Organism: Sitophilus oryzae (rice weevil)
Lineage: Eukaryota; Metazoa; Arthropoda; Insecta; Coleoptera; Curculionidae
Exons: 10
Coding region: 126-2630 (834 amino acids)
Source: RefSeq, a predicted model, not a curated record
AUUUUAUACAUGUUGUCAUUUUUUACUGUGUAUCGCUUAUCUAUGGUUUUUAUUCAAAGAAUGACACUAAUAUAAUGACAGUAUCUAAAAUAUUCCCGAGUUAUGAUUAAUAUUAACUGAUUUCAAUGAAGACCGACGAUGAAUAUCCAAAUUUCGUUAAGAAUUUGUGCAAAUUUGUAAACACGCAAUUCUCAAAAACCAAACUUGGCGCGCCAAGACAUCUAAAAGCAAAUAAUGUAGACCAACUUUUGGAGGAAGAAUAUGAAAAGCUUCUUAAAGAAAUCGAUAAUCUCACGGGCGAUAAAAGUUGUUAUUUGAAUUUUAAGAAUGCACGUUACGAUGUUACAUCGAGCGAGGAAUUGUUUGAAAAGCUAAAUAAACACAGCAAUGAGGUUUUGCAAAAUUAUAUUAAAAGGAAUGGAGAUGAAGCGAAAAACAUAAAGUUCAGUAGUAAAGGGGAAUUGAUAAAUUAUGUGACGGAAAUUAUAGUAUCGAGACCGAAAUGUAAUAAUAAAUUGUGUUCAUGUAAACCGGCUGGUAUUUCAAAAGCUGAAAAUACAGAUAACGCACCAGAGUCGCUACUAAAAGAAGUAACCAUAGAUAAAAGUAGUGAAGCUUCUCCACAAACAACGCCAAAAGGCAACCAAACUAAAGAAAAAAAGAAGCCCGCUCUGAAGAAUAUAGAAAAUCAAACAGAUAUGAAGACUGUAGGUAUUGACUGUGGGUGUAACACUUGCCCAAGUGUCCACAGUAAAGCAAAUAUUAAAGAGAAAGAUACCAGUGAUUCUACGAAGGCAAAUAAGGAUGUGACUAUAAAGGAGGAUAUGUUUACCAAUUGUGCAGAUAAAGUAGUUUCAGAAGUUCCUUCAAAGACUAGGCUGUGUCUACCAAAAGAUUUUGAAACAAUGGAAAAUUUGCAAAAUCCUCUCAGGUUCUCGGUUUGUACGAGUACUAAACAUGAAUGUAGUUGUGAAGUUUAUGACGUAAAGGAGGCACUAAGACGAGGACUAGUACUACCAUGUAGCGAAAUAUGCAUUCAGAAUAAGGCAAAUAAAAAAGGCAAGAAAAACAAAAGUAAGUCCAAGAAAACUACUAACACGGAUCCAUCAGAUAAUGAGACAUCUCUAUCUUCUUCGGCUGACGAAAAGAAGAAAAACAAGGGCAAAAAGAAGUCAAAGAAAAAAUCCGAACAGGACAUUUUCGAAGAUUCUUCUUCUGUAGGUAGUACACCCAGAAAAAAGUCUAAAAAGAAAAAACGAGGUGGCGGAUGUUUUCCAAGAAAGAAGAAAGGUACUUGCGACGAAGACUGUCAAUUAGCGAAUAUGUGUCAAAAAUCAAUGCAAACUUUGCCUAUAAGCACACAAGAUCAAAAUAAUCAAGUUUAUCCAGAAGGACACAAUGGAAGAAAAGCAGCUCAGACGUCCACUACUUCCGAGGCCAGUGCGCAAGCGUCGAUUCAGGCUUUGAAAGAAGACAAAUCUAAUAAUAAGCCAGAACAAGAUGCAAAAGAGACUGGUUCUUCAAAAACUAGAUUCAGUAAAAAUCAUGAGGCUGGAGACGCAAAGAAUGUUAUGUAUUGCAGUAGAUGCGGCAAAAAGAAACAAGAUUGUUCAAGUGGCUGUAGAAAUACUAUUGUCAUUCCCAUAUCCGGAAGCAAUAAAAAUGUGUCAGCUGGAGAAGCAGAAUCUCUAAGAAUGCUGAUCAAGAUGCAAAACAAGGAUAUGAAUAGUCAAUUAGAUAACAUUAAACACCAACUCAGUUACCAAAAGGAUGAAAUCAAGCGUUUGAAUGAUGUUUAUCGGAAAGUACUGAACAAUUUAAGAGAUGUGGAUAAAUCAAACAGUACUACAUUUUCUAGAAGUUCUAGAAAAAAGAAAAAAUCGUCACCUGAUAAUUAUAGGGAGGAUUAUUACCGAUCUGAUGGAGACCCUCAUAGAGGAAAAACUAGAUCAUGUGGCUGUAGAAAUAAUGAAUGCAAGACAUUCCAAAGACAUGACUCGUCAUGGUGCAUAUCUCGUAAUAAGCGUCGAGACGAAAAAUCGUCAAAUUCAAAUAGCGAAUACCGCGAUAACAGAACGUAUGGGCCUCUAAAUUCCACCAUAGGUAGUAAUGUAUUUGAAGUAUACAAGGCAGACAUCCAUCAUCAUAACCAAAGAAGACCAAGAACACCCCGUAGGGAAAUGUUCACAGAAAAACGACAAAAAGACCUACUGAACGAAUCCCAAAAAAAUCAUUACAGUUCAGACGAUAUAAAUCUGGCCCAAUCGUCUUCGCCAAAUACAUCUUCAAUUUUUGACAGAAUCGAAGAAGUACCAAUUCCGAUUCGCGAAGUACCAGUACCUAUUCUAGAAGUACCAAUCAUUAAACCACGUUCAGAAAAUCCAAAACGAAGAGAAAGGGUCGAAUUUGAUCUUGGCAAUGUAUCAAAACAGAGGAAGCCCUUAGGGUUUAAUGGUAGCAGAGUGAUGAUUUGGCUCAAGAGGUCCUGGAUAAGCAUAAGGAAUAAAAAAGAUGGGGGUAGUAAAGAAGGUCCAGAAAAGAAUCACGGAAUUGUUAGAAAAUGUCAAAAUAAAAUUAAAACAUCUGUGGCAGGAGUGUUGAAAUCAUUGAAGAAAAUCCAUCCUGCAUAAACUACACCUAGCGAACUAUACAUUUAUAUUGUUAUUGAUAAUAAAAUUUUGAUACGUCU